Molecule: messenger RNA, 1832 nt
Organism: Ectocarpus sp. CCAP 1310/34
Lineage: Eukaryota; Phaeophyceae; Ectocarpales; Ectocarpaceae
Source: the annotation of a GenBank genome assembly
GCUGAAGCAGGAGGAGCAGCUCAGGGAGAAGGUCAGCGUCACCCCAAGCUUUCGAAGGCCAAGCAGGUUCACAGCGGAGGGAAAGCUUCGACAGUCGACGCCGAACAAGCCCUUGUGGACUAUAUCAACGAUCAGCGCAAGAAGCACCGCGGUUGCGGUAACCGGGAGGUGAUGAACAAGCUGCUCGAGUUGAAGCCUGACGCCCUUGGCGGGAUGCCGGCGAACGUGAAACCCGAGGAGGCGCUGGCUUUCAAGGUCAAAUUCAACUCCUGGUACCAACGGUUUCGCAGCAAGCGGUAUGGGUUCAGCAUCCGCCGGCGUACCAGCGUGGGCCAGAAACUGUCGAAGGGGUACGAGGGUAUGGCGUGGGCGACGGGGAUGAAGCUGCGCGAGGCUCUCGUAAAGCGCGCCGGUGAGAUCUACGCUCGGCGCCACCCGCCGGCACCUGACGAGAGCCCCAUCAAAGGAGAGGAUCUGACUUCCGAGCAGCUGGCGUCUGUGGGGGCGGAGGUUUUUGAGGAACUCGGUAACAUGGACCGACGCCAGACCAGCACGAGAUGCCGGUGGAGACCACUCUGGAGAAGACCGGUGCGAAGGAUGCUCGCAUCAGCACAGGAGGAGAAGAGCUGGAGUGACCAGCGGGAGUGCAACGGGUGGAUCCCGGGCAGCUGGAAGCUCCGUCCCAACAACGGCAGCAUCGUCCAGCAGCGCCCGUGCAUCCUGGAGCUGGACGACUUCAAGUGCCACAAGGACGAGGGUUUCAUCGCCGCCCUCAAGAGAGUCGCUAACACCAUCACGAUAGAUACAGACAGGGUCGGGUGGCGAGUGGUGCCGACGCUUCGAAGUACCGAGCACGGCACCACACCCCACCCGACCCUGCUGGUUUCAGCGACGCCCACCACGGACGUAACCACCUUCCACGUCGACGAUCUUCCAUCGUGCAUGUUGCCUCCAUUCUUGGCCAUGUCGUUCGGGUUCGGGAGUCUCAUGUUCUUCAUCCAGACGAACGCCUUGGAUACGUGGUCCGGUAACGGGUCUGCCAUGCUGGCAAGGCUCGCCGCCAACCUCCCUUCCUUCCCGAGCGUCAGGGGGCUGUUCGUCUUCACCCGUCAGAGACUUUUCGGGCUCCCAGUAGUGACCUGGCAGUGGGUCUCCUUCAUGAAUCUGGCGCCGUGCGUCGCGCUUAGUUGCUUCUGGCUAUUGCUCAUCCUCUGCCGGCGUUUGUGCCUGGGGCCCGUGGGCGCUCACCAGGUCGACCCCGGGCGCGUGGGAGUCGACCACAGAGUCGAGAAGAUGUGUCUGGCUUUCAACGCUCUCUCCGACCGCGUGGCGGAAGUGGAGCAAGGUGGAGCGGCCGACCGUUUCAAGGGAUUGCUUUCCUUCGCGAUCGAUGAUGCCGUCGCGGCCUCGGAGGAGCGGAUGAAGCGCGUGUUCCUCUUCCUGCGAGAGGAGGAGAGGGAAAGGUGGCAGAGAUACCGAGAAGUUGGUAAGGAGAGUUGUUGCGGAAGCCCUGAAGGAGGACCGCGAGCCGAAGUGGAAGUAGAAGCUCAACCUCAUCGGGGGCAGGGUUCUCUGAUCCGUGAACGACAGGCUUCGUGCGGUGCUUUCCAGCGACGACGAGGAGCAUGCCAUGGCCGUUCAAAAGGCGCGGCUCGCAGCAGCAACCGCCGACCCUGACGACGAGGACGAGAGUGAGGAGCUCCUGAAGCUGAACUGGAGGAACAAGCUGGCGACAAUGCCGCCGUUUGCCGUUGUGGCGAAGGCGACGGACGACGAUGCCAUGGGGGAUGUGGCGAUGGCGAUGGCCGCUCACUGCGAGGUCCUGAAAAGGA